Messenger RNA from Apiotrichum porosum, 315 nucleotides. RefSeq lists its product as uncharacterized. NCBI's taxonomy places the organism in Eukaryota, Fungi, Basidiomycota, Tremellomycetes, Trichosporonales, Trichosporonaceae. The coding region runs from base 1 to 315 and encodes 104 amino acids. The transcript has 2 exons. The record is from RefSeq and is a predicted model, not a curated record.
AUGGGCAAGGCAGCCCACGAGUUGAAGGUCAAGGAGCGUUUCCGCGCAAACGCCAUCGACGAGCUCGUGCUCGGUUUCAAAGGAGCAAAACGAUCAACCUUUGGUAUCUACUCCGAGAGCCGAGCGAAAAUUGCUGCGAGCCCAACCUGCAACCUCUCGUACUCGCGGACGGACGACCAGCACGCCAGCCCAAUCCCAAUGGGCUGUGACGAAGAGCUUAUCGAUCUGCCCCAAGCGUUCUCGGGCGUCACCUUCCAGGGAAACCCCGGCUUCAUCCUAGGAGUCGAGAAACACAGAGCAAGAGAACGUCGUUGA